UCAUUGACUUGCGCAUGUCUGAAUUUACACAUGAGCAGACUUCCAGGUUUUCCGGAAAAUAUUUUGAUAAAAUUAUUAGCAUUAGACCGGACGUAAUUCACAAUAUCUAAGUUUUUCUGAGAGAAUAUGAAGAGACCUAGAAAUGCAGAUUGUGCUAAAUUACGUAGACCUCUUAAAAGGAGCAAAAUAAGUGAAGGAUUUUACGGAAGUACUUUCCUGUACAUGAAGUUUCUGAUGGUGUGGGCUCUAGUCCUGAUGGCAGAUUUCAUCCUCGAGUUCCGCUUUGAGUACCUGUGGCCCUUCUGGCUUCUCAUGAGAAGUGUAUAUGAUUCCUUCAAGUUCCAAGGCCUGGCAUUUUCUGUAUUUUUUGUAAGCAUCGCCAUAACAUCUGAUGUAGUUUGCUACCUGUUUAUACCAGUACAGUGGCUGUUUUUUGCUGCCAGCACAUAUGUCUGGGUACAAUAUGUUUGGCAUACAGAAAGAGGUAUAUGUCUUCCCACAGUGUCACUGUGGUUACUAUUUGUUUAUAUAGAAGCAUCUGUACGACUUAGAGAGCUUAAAAACUUGCCAUUUAACCUUGAUCUAUGUCGACCUUUUGCUGCUCAUUGUAUUGGUUAUCCUGUUGUCACUUUAGGAUUUGGUUUCAAGACUUAUGUUUCAUAUAAACUGAGAUUGAGAAAACAGAAAGAUGUACAAAAAGACAAUGAAUUUUAUUUUCAACUUAUACAACAAGCACUGCCUCCAGAAUUACAAAAUGUAGAAAAACAAAAAGCUUUACCUGCCAAAUCAGAAGAGGAAGUAAUCUCAAAUGGAAGUGUGCCAGUUGACAAAUCAUCAACAUCAUCAUCAACCAAAUCAUCUUCUAAAGAUGAGAGCAAAAAGUCAAGUAAAGAUACAGAUAAUGAAGAUGAUAUACAAUAUAUAGAACAGAGUCUGCCUAAAAAGACAGCAGAUAUAAACAGCUUUGAUGAAAGUGCUGAUAAUUUCGCCAAUGAUCAGCAGGCAAAAAAUUAUAAACAGAAUGGUAUUGGUAAAGUUUCGAGCUCAAAGCUGAACAGUAAUAAAGAGAAUAGUUCUAAAAAAGGGAAAAACUACAACAAAGCGGAUAUAUCCUCUUCAGCAUUUGCUAAUAAUAAAGAUGAAGCAGCAUAUAUACAAAGAUUGGAAAAUGAUGUUAAAAGAUUGAAAACAGAUUUACAGAUUAGUCGGAAUACAGAACAAGAACUUAAAUCUCAGAUAAACAGUUUUAUACUUAGUGAUAAAAACACAAGGUCCGAGCUGUAUCAACUACAACAGGACAAUGAAAACUUACAGAACAAACUUCAUAACUUGGUAACUAGUCGACAGAAAGAUAAAGAAAAUUUAUCAGCAGUUGAGCGUAAAUUACAAGAAGAGAAGAAAGCUAAAAGUGCAUUAGAACAACAGCUGAAUACUGAAAGAAAAGCUAAAAAGGCAGAAGAUGCUGCAGCAGCCAGAGCUGUUGCUCUUGUUACUGCCAGAGGUGACUGCUGUACAGAAGUGUGUUUAUCACGGAGACGUGACACAGAAAAUGAUAUACAGAAGUUGAAAUGGGAUUUACAGAACAAAGAAGAUAAAGUUAGACAGCUUGAGAAGGAAGUACAGUCAUUACGUCAGUAUAAAGAUCAACAGAAUGAUACGGAAGUGUUGAUGUCAGCACUGGCUGCAAUGCAAGAUAAAACAUCACAUUUAGAAAACAGUCUUAGUGCAGAAACUAGAUUAAAACUUGAUUUAUUUUCUGCUCUUGGAGAGGCCAAACGACAGGUGGAAAUUUAUCAAGCUGUAAUACAGAAGCGUGAUCAAGAGAUAGUAGACCUAAAGUCAAAGAUGUCGGAAGUUAUGGCACUGAUGCCACAAAAUGCUGUUGUAGACGGCAUAACUAUAUCAAGCUCGGGCAACUCCUCUCCGUCACCGCUAUAUUCAUCAGCACAGUCACAGAAUACUACAGAAAAUGGGAUCCUCAAGUCAAAUCUGAACCCAAAUGCUAAAUUGUUUCAUGCCAAAACAAAUGUAGACUGAAUCUUAUCUGAGUAUUCUUUCUACUCCUGUUGACGACCCGUACUUACAUUUAAAUUUGGCUACAUUGUGUGAAGAAGUCAACAUUUCCCUAUUGCUCCUAGAUAUUUUGUGUUUGGUGCAUAUUUAAAUACCCUACUAGAGGUAUGGAUAUGAAAUAUCUGUUUGUUUUGGUUUUAGAUAAUGUAAAGGGGAUAUGUUGACUAUUUCAUGCAAAAUGCUUUGUGUGUUUUUUGUCGUAGAUUUGCUGUAUUACUUGAACUUCUAGCUAUUGAUAUAUGUGUGUAGUCUGUUAUGUUGGUCUUUGGGGAAAGAGCUGUUUUCUCAGGAUGUUGCUAUUAGCAUUACGUAACCAAACCCUGAUUGUAGCUGAAUGUUUUUUUUGGCAGUCUGAAGACAGUCAACUGAGUUGUCUUUGAAAAUCUACUUGAACCACUGUAUAUUAAUAACUUACAUUCAGAUAUUGUUUAUUGUAUCUUGAAUUUUGCCUUUGGUUUCAAUAGUAACAAAGCUACAUCACAUACCAAACUCGGGCAUACUUGAAGCAGUGUUGUUACUAGCUUUCAGUUUAUACUUCUGUGAAAAAAUUGGGUACCAGGUUUAGAUAAAUGUUUCUAGUAACAUCCUGAGGGAAAUAGCAGUUUUCGAGAUGGCUUCUAUCCAUGACAUUACACAGCUUGUUGAUUGAGAUGCCCUUUACUCUAUCACUGGGAAACUUCCAAACUUCACUGUUCUAAUAUUCAUCAAGUUUCAGUUAUUUUUCCAACUUUACAUCACAAGCACUUGCACAGAGACUGAAAAUCUAAGAAUCGAGGCAGUUCGUAUGUAGAUGCAGUAAUUGGCAUUUAUUAUAGCCUGGUCCACGAACUCCACUGGUGGCUCAUUGUCACACAUUGGUGUGAUGUUGGGCCGGUUGGGUAAUGCUCGCAUAUACAUCUUCAUUGACAUUAUUCAGACAUAAGAUAUUUUUGUCUAGUCUUUAUCAAAUAUAUCACAAAUUUGGCAAGGUUAUCUCAGAGAAAGUAACAUUUUAAUCAGAAGUAUGGAAUGGGUUGAAUAAAUACAAUGCGACCAUUUUUGGAAGGGUCAGUGGAAAUGAAACAGCUGGAAAGUAUUGAACCCACAUAAGUGUGAUAAAAUUCAGUAAGAGUGUACUUUUAUUUCACCAUUGUUAUUUAAUAUCUUAACUAAAAAUUACAUUUAACUAUUUUGUCUAGUUGUUUUUUUUUUAAAUAAAAGUUUGUCUAAUGAUAUAUUCUGGUAUUACAAUGUGGAUUUAUGUUAUAAUUGUGGUUGAUACAGAUCAGGGCCAGUAUUUACUUGUGUAUGAAAUUUAGAUAUGGACUUCAAAAAUUGCUAAAUUUUCAAUUUUCUUUCGAAAUAUUUUUUUUUCCAUUUUAUUACCAAGGCUUUCAGAUUUUACCUGUAUAUAUCAAAUAGAGGUUCUGUCUAUUU
Molecule: messenger RNA, 3489 nt
Organism: Mercenaria mercenaria
Lineage: Eukaryota; Metazoa; Mollusca; Bivalvia; Venerida; Veneridae
Product: macoilin-like
Exons: 12
Coding region: 127-2037 (636 amino acids)
Biological process (GO): neuronal signal transduction
Cellular component (GO): rough endoplasmic reticulum membrane
Source: RefSeq, a predicted model, not a curated record